GUCAUCCGUCAGUAUCAUCUGUUUAUGUGGACAAAGUAGGUUGACAGAAAGUCCACAAGCUAACUUAUGAGCUUCCAACCAUGAUCUGAGCAACAUUUCGGAGUGUACUGAGGGGAAGGUAUGGCGGUGUGUGCUCUGACUGUGCUGGACGGAGUUGGGGAUGAGGCAACCGCUCUGGGCGGAGUGGUUCUCCUGGUGGUGGCCAUCAUCCUAGCCUGGCUGUCCACCCAUGUGGCCGACCGUGGAGACCACAUUCUGGGCACCAUUCUCACGGUGGGUGCCCAUGCCUCCCUCAUCGGCCUAGGAGGCCACGACGGCUAUGUGGGGGCGCCCUCAAGCACGGACGUGGAAGACCAGCCAGACGCCAACUCCAACCCAGAGGAGAAGCCCGAAGAGGAGGAGAGCAGAGCCGAGGAGGGAGAGGAGGACGAGCUCCUGGACAUCCAGAGGGUGAGAAGGAAGAAACGCAAAAUCCAAAAGGAGAAUAAGGGAAGCAGGCAACACGCCGAAGGAGGAGAGGAUGAGGAGGAGUAUGAAGAGGACGACGAUGAUGAUGAUGACGAUGAGGAGGAGGAAGAAGUAGAUGACGAAUUGGAAAACAUCACAGUGCGCUUGAAGUAUCUGAAUGAUACUGAAGAGGUGGCCGUGCUCAGGCCUCAUGACACAGUUGGCCUGCUAAAGAGCAAGUACUUCUCUGGCCGUGAGCGUCAGAUCAAGCUCAUCUGGCAGGGCCAGCUCCUGCAGGACCCGCGCCGCACCCUCGCCUCCCUCAACAUCACGCACAACAGCGUGCUCCACUGCCACGUGUCCCAGGCGCCGGCCCAGCCCGAGGCCCCCGGCGGGCCAGAGGAGAGCGCUCGGGCCAGGGGAGAGUCGGGGGCGAGCGGCGGUCUGCGCUCGGUCGGCCUGACCCUGAGCUCCAGCAGCCUGGUGGUGCCUGUGUUCGUGGUGAUGCUGGCUGUGGUGUGGUACUUCCGCAUCCACUACCGGCAGCUCUUCACCGCACCCGCCACCGUCUCCCUGGUGGGCGUCACGGUGUUCUUCAGCUUCUUCAUUUUCGGGAUGCACAGCCGGUGACGGGGAACGUGGAUUUGAGAAGGGGGGUUUGAGCUUGAUGGACAAAUGAUGCGAAGGUGAAGAAUGCUAAAAGAGAAGUGGGCUUUGGGCACAGCCCAAGGUUUGUUACAUUAACCCUUUUCUAUGAACCGGUACAGUAUGCUUUCAAAACCAUAUGCACAGGUGUUCUCUAUUUUCGACUGCCAAUCAAAUCUGAUUAUACUGGAGGAAAGCAGCCUAACAAGGCCUUCUUUGUAUUUUAAAUCUCAUCUCAGACCCUCACGUGCCCAGUCAUCAUCUGUGGUGUGCUGGAACAUUGCCCAAACGUUGUCCUUUCUCUCCGUUCGGUCUUUUGCUACUUGCACUCUUUCCCUUUGAGCUCCUCCACUGUUGUUUGUGAACAAGACACAUGACAUUAAGCACAGCUUAGUUCUUCUCAUGAUUAAUGUAGAACACACACAAUACAGAGCGUAGGAUUUUAUACCACUUGUAAACGGGGCCCAUCACACUAUGCACUGAUAGAAAUAUGCCCAGCAAUUACACUGCAUUACAAGAAACAAUGCACAUCAGAACCUACUAACAUACAAUCACAGAUUAAGUGACCUCCCUGCAUAUGCCAACCUAUAGCUAAGCUAUACAAGUAGUUCUUUAGAUGGGAACAGCUACCACUUCCAAGUACAGUGCAACGUCUCAACACCAUUCCAUACUGUGUUAUAAGUAGACCACUAGACUGUAGAGCCAGUGACUUACUUCCCUCAGUGACAAAGACCGUGUGUGUGCUUGAAAAGGGGAAAAGAGUGGUGUGAUUUUUAAGAUGUCAGAAAAACUGAUUAAGUUGUAAUAUUAGGAUAGUCUUUCCCCAGAUAUUUCUUGUAGGGUUCUUCCAACACGUGGCUUGGUAGUCAUACAGCCCAAAAGCAGACACUUUUUAUGAAUCAUUUAAACCAAGCCCUAAAUUGUGCAAUGAUAUACCUACACAGAAACAUUACAUCCUUGUGCAUUAACAGUGCUACUCAGAUUUAAAAAGAUUGUGUUUGGGAAGAAUAAGCUCUUUCCAUGGAACAGGAAUAACUUGUAAAUGGCGUCAGUGUAGAUUUCUACUGUGCCUUUAGAGUGUCUCUGAUCCCAUGCCAAGUGUCGUGCCAGGACUAUUGAAUUCCCUUCCAACCCCCCGUACCACUAUCAUCACUUUCCAUAUAUUCACGUCAUAUGCAGUGUUUGCAAAUCAUUUAGCAAACGUGUUAAUGGCAGAUGUUUUAUUACCAGUGGGGGAAAAGGGUUGUAGUUUCUCAGAAGGUACUGUAAAUACUCAUUAAGCAAUAUGUUUUCUUUGACAGAAUAAGUUGUUGCUACCUUUUUUCGCUAUAAUGGUUGCAGUUCUAUUUACUAAUAUAGCUGUUAAUUGCACAGAAACAGGCUCUUUGGGCUUUAAUGUAUGUAUAAACCUGUUGUAUAUAAGAUAUGUAAAGACAUUUAUGUGAUAACAAAUGUUGACCCUGCAGAGAUGUUGUAAUAUCUCAUCUCUUGCAAAGUUGUAAUAGCAAGUUUAUCACAAGCAUCUCAUUUGUAAGACAAAUCAUUUACAUCCAGUGAAAGCAAAGGCAAUAUCUGAGUUGAAAGUUGAACAGCUUUUCCGUUCCAUUUGUCAUUUCCGGAUGUCAUUGUCAUGAAGUCAUUCAGAGGGUAAAAUAUUGCAAUCAGUUUUCCUCGCAGGCUUCCGUACUGAAAGGCUGAUUAAAUGAGUUUCAACUGGA
Molecule: messenger RNA, 2810 nt
Organism: Sardina pilchardus (European sardine)
Lineage: Eukaryota; Metazoa; Chordata; Actinopteri; Clupeiformes; Clupeidae
Gene: tmub2
Product: transmembrane and ubiquitin-like domain containing 2
Exons: 3
Coding region: 121-1077 (318 amino acids)
Molecular function (GO): protein binding
Source: RefSeq, a predicted model, not a curated record